AGAGAGAAGCAUAUCAUGACAUCAUUUUGGACUGAGACCAAAAGGACAACUGAAGAAUGUGCAUGCGCUAAUCCACAUGCAGAUGCUCUAAUUAUCCAGAAGUCUAUCCAAGGAAUUAGAGAAAAUGAGCAAACUCUUAUCAGCAUUAUCACAGCAAGAUGUUAUUCACAGCGGCAGUUGAUUAUUAAGGAAUAUCGUAAAAUAACUGGAAAGGAGCUGAAAGAUGACUUGAAGACUAAUAUCACUCUUAACUUUGAACGUCUGGUGAAGGCUCUUAUUACUUCACCGGCCACAUUUGAUGCAAAGCAAUUAAAGAAAGCCAUGGAGAGCUAUGAAAGUGAUAAGAGUAUAAUGAUCGAAAUUCUAACUACCAGGAACAAUAAACAACUGAAGGAGCUCUCUGAGGCCUAUUUUAAUGAGUAUAAGAAGAAUCUUCUUGAUGACAUUAAUUCAGGAACAACUGGAUACUUCAGAAAAGCAUUGAUCCUUUUGACAGAAGGUAAAAGAGAUGAAAGUCUGGAAGUGAAUAAAAAUCUUGCAAAACAGGAUGCUCAGAGUCUGUAUGAAGCUGGUGAGAGAAAAUGGGGUACAGAUGAAGAGAAAUUCAUCGAGAUCCUGUGUUUAAGGAGCUUUUCUCAGCUGAGACUAAUAUUCGAAGAAUAUAAAAUCAUCAGCCACAGAGAAAUCGAGGAGAGCAUUAAGAGAGAGAUAGCAGGUCAUUUGGCAGAGUUAUUGUUGGCUAUCGUUAAUUGUGUGAAGAACACAGCUGGCUUUUUUGCUGAAAAACUGUAUAAGGCUUUAAAGGGUACUGAAACUGAUAAAUGGGCUCUGGAUCGAAUAAUAGUUUCCAGAUCAGAAACUGACCUUUUGGAUAUUCAAACAGCAUACAAGAAGCAAUAUGGGAGCUCCCUCCAUUCAGCUAUUCAGACCUCGCAGACACAUGUUUCGGGGCACUAUAAAACUGGCCUCAUGAAUGUGAUAAAGAUGUCUGAAGGAAGAUAAUCUGGAAGUUCUCAUUUUCCUGUGAUGUGUCUCCACUAUCUACUGAUAAUCACUUUCUUUGAAGUUCAAAAAUGCAUAAGCCAAUGGAAAUAGUUUGUUUUCUUAAUUAUAAUUUUCAUUGAUUCAUAAUAAAUAAAAUCUUACUUUUAGUGCACCUCAUAAA
Messenger RNA from Antechinus flavipes (yellow-footed antechinus), 1165 nucleotides. RefSeq names its product annexin A3 (gene ANXA3). The coding region runs from base 16 to 1002 and encodes 328 amino acids. Gene Ontology annotation, molecular function: phospholipase inhibitor activity; calcium-dependent phospholipid binding; calcium ion binding. Gene Ontology annotation, cellular component: cytoplasm. The transcript has 12 exons. The record is from RefSeq and is a predicted model, not a curated record. NCBI's taxonomy places the organism in Eukaryota, Metazoa, Chordata, Mammalia, Dasyuromorphia, Dasyuridae.